Messenger RNA from Hevea brasiliensis (rubber tree), 474 nucleotides. Its product is annotated as pathogenesis-related protein 1A-like. NCBI's taxonomy places the organism in Eukaryota, Viridiplantae, Streptophyta, Magnoliopsida, Malpighiales, Euphorbiaceae. The transcript has 2 exons. Bases 1 to 474 code for a protein of 157 amino acids. The record is from RefSeq and is a predicted model, not a curated record.
AUGAAUUCCCUCAACUCAUCAUUAGCUAUAUACUUGAUAGUAAUUACAUUAGCCCUCACUCUUGUUCAUGUCUCCCAAGCUCAAAAUUCUCACCAAGAUUACCUUGAUGCACACAAUGCAGCAAGAGCAGAGGUUGUAGUGAAGCCUUUGAAAUGGAACAAUACAUUGGAAGCUUUCUCGAGGAACACUUCGAUUCGUAGGUUUAGCACCUGCAAUGCGGCCCAAGUCCCAUUCGAAAUCGGUGAGAAUGUUGGCGAAGCCACCUUCCCUCUCACAGGCGUUGAAGCAGUGAAAUUGUGGGCGAAUGAGAAAAGUUACUAUGACUAUGAUAAGAAUGAGUGUGUUGGUAGAAAUUGCUGGCACUACAUUCAAGUUGUUUCGAAUUUAACAAUGAGAUGCUCUUAUAUUAUAAAAACGUUUAUUGCAAAAAAGGAGAUGUACUUUCGCGUUGUUAGCACUUUAAGAAUCAAGUGA